Anarrhichthys ocellatus (wolf-eel) is the source of this 491-nucleotide messenger RNA. RefSeq names its product small nuclear ribonucleoprotein polypeptide G (gene snrpg). Bases 86 to 316 code for a protein of 76 amino acids. The transcript has 4 exons. Gene Ontology annotation, molecular function: RNA binding. Gene Ontology annotation, biological process: spliceosomal snRNP assembly; mRNA splicing, via spliceosome. Lineage: Eukaryota; Metazoa; Chordata; Actinopteri; Perciformes; Anarhichadidae. Gene Ontology annotation, cellular component: spliceosomal tri-snRNP complex; U2-type prespliceosome; U5 snRNP. The record is from RefSeq and is a predicted model, not a curated record.
CCCUCACGGCACGUUUUCCUUCCGUAGUUUUGCGAAGCGGCAAACAUCUGAUCAACUGUGUCGGUUUUAAGUAAUUAAAGACAAAAUGAGCAAAGCACAUCCCCCGGAGUUGAAGAAGUUCAUGGACAAGAAGCUGUCAUUGAAGCUGAAUGGUGGCAGACACGUGCAGGGCAUCCUGCGGGGGUUCGACCCCUUCAUGAACCUGGUGGUGGAUGACUCUCUGGAGAUGGGCCCAGGAGGACAACAGAACACCAUUGGCAUGGUGGUGAUCCGGGGAAACAGCAUCAUCAUGUUGGAGGCCUUGGAGAGAGUAUGAGAGCAGAUGGAGAAUGAUCCACACCUUUUUACUUUCUGUUAUCCUUUCGCUUCUUUGUUUUCAAAGCCUUUAAUGUCUCUGAAUUGUGGUGUGUCUAUCUGAUCAGUUAUCUGAUGUUUUCUUUGGACAUAUUUUGAAUUGCAUAAUCUUGUGAAUAAAUCACUUUUUCUUUGUA